GAUGGCACAAGCUGUGCAGAACUUGCCAAAUGUUGGUGGAGAUGCUGGAUCACGUAGCUUGGCGACUUUUCAAAGAGAGAAUCCGCCGGUGUUUAAAGGGAAGCAUGAUCCAGAUGCAGCCUUGAGAUGGUUGAAAGAGAUCGAGAGAAUCUUCCGUGUUAUGGAUUGCACUCCAGCUCAGAAGGUUCGGUAUGGUACUCACAUGCUAGCAGUCGAAGCUGAUGACUGGGAAUUCAUGAGAAAGUAUUAUCCGGAGGAUGUCCGUGGUAAGAAAGAAAUUGAGUUCCUUGAGCUGAAGCAAGGAAACUUGUCUGUCACUGAUUAUGCUGCAAAAUUUGUGGAGUUGUCCAAAUUUUAUCCUCAUUACACUGGUGCUGGUGCUGAAUUUUCAAAGUGCAUCAAGUUUGAGAACGGACUGCGCUCUGAAAUUAAGAAGGCUGUUGGGUAUCAGAAGAUACGCAUUUUUACUGAAUUGGUGGAUAGCUGCAGGAUAUUUGAAGAAGACAAUAAUGCUCAUUACAAGAUUGUCAGUGACCGCAGGGGCAAGCAACAUCAAAAUCGUGGCAAGCCGUAUGAUGCUCCAGUGGAAAAAGGGAAACAAGGAGCUGCUCCGGCUCAGAGGACUAGUAGGGGAGGUGCUCCUGCUGGUAUAGUUUGCUUCAAAUGUGGUCAGGCUGGUCAUAAGAGUAAUGUAUGCACUGCUGAAGUAAAGAGGUGUUUUCGCUGUGGUAAGACUGGCCAUGCAAUAGUUGAUUGCAAGCACAAGGAAAUGAUUUGUUUUAAUUGUGGCGAAGAAGGGCAUAUUGGAAGUCAGUGUCAGAAGCCAAAGAAACCUCAAACUGGAAAGGUGUUCGCAUUGACCGGAACUCAAACCUCCAGUGAGGACAGACUUAUCCGAGGUACAUGUUUCAUAAAUGGUACUCCUUUGAUUACUAUUAUUGAUACCGGUGCUACACACUGUUUUAUUUCUGCUAACUGUGCUCGAAGACUGGGUUUAAAAUUGUCCGCUUUGGAUGGUGAAUUGAUUGUUGAGACCCCAGCUAAGGGAUCAAUAACUACUUCCUUGGUGUGUUUAAAUUGUCCUUUGUCGAUCUUCGAUAAAGAUUUCUAUGUUGAUUUAGUAUGUUUGCCGUUGGGUGGGAUGGAUGUAAUUCUUGGUAUGAACUGGUUGGAGUAUAAUUAUGUUCAUAUAAAUUGUCAUCAUAAGUCGGUGAGGUUUUCCACUCCUGAAGAGGAAGGAGUUGACUUAUUACCUUUCAGAGAAUUGCGAAAAUUGAUGAAAGAGGGGGCUCAGAUGUUUUCUUUGAUGGCGACGUUGUCGGUUGAGAGUAAAGCUAAGAUAGAGGAACUGUUAGUGGUGAAAGAAUUCCCUGAAGUUUUUCCUGAUGAAAUUCCUAGUGUGCCGCCAGAGAGGGAAGUUAAAUUUACUAUUGAUCUGGUGCCUGGUACUAGGCCUGUUUCGAUGGCACCGUAUAGAAUGUCGGCAUCUGAAUUGUGUGAAUUAAAGAAGCAAUUGGAAGACUUACUUGAGAAGAAGUUUAUAAGACCAAGUGUGUCACCGUGGGGAGCUCCAGUGUUGCUAGUAAAGAAGAAAGAUGGUAGUAUGAGGCUUUGUAUCGAUUAUAGACAAUUGAAUAAAGUAACGAUCAAGAAUAAGUAUCCACUACCGAGAAUAGAUGAUUUGAUGGAUCAAUUAGUGGGUGCUUGUGUGUUCAGUAAAAUUGAUUUGAGAUCGGGCUGUUUACCACCAGUUCGCGAUGUUGAAUUUUCUAUUGAUAUCACUCCCGGAACAGGACCUAUAUCUAUUUCUCCCUACAGAAUGUCUCCGUUGAAGUUAGAUGAGCUAAAGAAUCAGUUAGAGGACCUCCAUUCCAAAGGAUUUAUAUGA
Lathyrus oleraceus (garden pea) is the source of this 1888-nucleotide messenger RNA. RefSeq lists its product as uncharacterized. Gene Ontology annotation, molecular function: nucleic acid binding; zinc ion binding. Bases 2 to 1888 code for a protein of 628 amino acids. Lineage: Eukaryota; Viridiplantae; Streptophyta; Magnoliopsida; Fabales; Fabaceae. The record is from RefSeq and is a predicted model, not a curated record. The transcript has 3 exons.